UAUUGGCUUUUCUUUGUUUUUUUAGAUGCUUCGCUUACCACUCAGACUUGCUCGCGCAAACAUUCAGCGGCAAUUGUUUGUCCGCAGCUAUGCAAAGGAUGUGAAAUUCGGACCCGAGGUGCGUGCAUUGAUGUUGCAAGGUGUUGAUGUUCUUGCUGAUGCUGUGGCUGUUACUAUGGGUCCAAAAGGACGUAAUGUUAUUAUUGAGCAAUCUUGGGGUUCACCAAAAAUAACCAAGGAUGGUGUAACUGUUGCUAAAUCUAUUGAGUUAAAGGAUAAAUUCCAAAAUAUUGGUGCAAAGCUGGUUCAAGAUGUUGCUAAUAAUACAAAUGAAGAAGCUGGUGAUGGUACAACCACAGCUACAGUUUUAGCGCGGGCAAUUGCUAAAGAAGGUUUUGAAAAAAUCUCCAAGGGAGCUAAUCCUGUUGAAAUCCGCCGUGGUGUUAUGCUGGCUGUAGACAAUGUUAAAGAUCAUUUAAAGGCAAUGUCCCGCCCAGUUAGUACACCAGAAGAGAUUGCGCAAGUCGCAACUAUUUCUGCGAAUGGAGACCAAGAUGUUGGAAAUCUGAUUAGCGAGGCUAUGAAAAGAGUUGGUCGCGACGGUGUUAUCACAGUUAAAGAUGGCAAAACAUUAUCGGAUGAAUUAGAAGUAAUUGAGGGCAUGAAAUUUGACAGAGGUUAUAUUUCUCCAUAUUUCAUCAACUCCUCUAAGGGAGCUAAAGUAGAAUUUCAAGAUGCUUUAAUUUUGUUGUCUGAAAAGAAAAUUUCUUCAGUGCAAAGCAUUAUCCCCGCACUUGAAUUGGCUAAUUCUCAACGUAAACCGUUGGUCAUAAUUGCUGAAGAUAUUGAUGGUGAAGCCUUAAGCACACUUGUUGUGAAUCGACUUAAGAUUGGUUUGCAAGUAGCUGCCGUCAAAGCACCAGGUUUCGGUGAUAACCGCAAAUCUACACUUACUGAUAUGGCAAUUGCAUCUGGUGGCAUCGUUUUUGGUGACGACGCAAAUUUGGUUAAACUUGAAGAUGUGCAGAUAAAUGAUCUUGGCAAAGUUGGUGAAGUUGUCAUAACCAAGGAUGACACCCUACUGCUUAAGGGAAAAGGCAAGAAGGAAGACAUUAGUCGCCGUGUUGAACAAAUUAAGGAUCAAAUUAAUGAAACUACAUCUGAAUAUGAAAAGGAGAAAUUGCAGGAACGUUUGGCGCGUCUAGCUUCUGGAGUAGCAUUGUUGCGUGUCGGUGGAUCAAGUGAAGUAGAAGUAAACGAAAAGAAGGAUCGUGUAAAUGAUGCCCUCAAUGCUACUCGCGCUGCUGUAGAAGAAGGUAUAGUUCCUGGAGGUGGUACUGCUCUAUUGAGAUGUAUUCCAAUUUUGGAGGGACUAAAGGGAUCUAACGAAGAUCAGAAUAUGGGUAUCGAGAUUGUGCGUCGCGCUCUUCGAAUGCCUUGCAUGACAAUUGCUAAAAACGCUGGCGUUGAUGGUGCAAUGGUUGUAGCUAAGGUUGAAACAAAAGAAGGAGACUUUGGAUAUGAUGCACUUAAGGCUGAAUACGGAAACUUAAUCGAGAAGGGCAUUAUUGAUCCAACGAAGGUUGUUCGCACUGCUAUCACUGACGCUUCUGGUGUAGCUUCUCUUUUGACCACAGCUGAAGCGGUUGUCACCGAAAUUCCAAAGGAAGACGCUGCCCCCGGUCUUGGUGGAAUGGGCGGUAUGGGCGGCAUGGGUGGUAUGGGUGGAAUGGGAGGAAUGAUGUAAAAUCCCUUCUAUUAUAAUUGAUUUCCAUUGUUAAAUAUGUUUACAUGUUAUAUAUGUAAAAUAAUUAUAAACUAGUUUUAAAUACUGACCAAUUAUAAAUUAGUGUCAUCGAAUUGCUACUGUUUGUUUAUAAGUUGUUCUGAAAAUUUAUUAAAGGAUUUAGAGUGGAAGCAAAGCUGACUAAAAUUCCAUAUGCCUCAUAUAUUGUCGGUAAUAAAAUGCUUACUUAAGUAGAAGAUAAGGUUUUGCGUCUCACCAAAGAAAAAUUGAGAAAUCGUGUAAAUUAAAAUUUUUUUUAUUGCAUUUGGAACCGGCUGAUUAAUAACUACAAACAAGUUUCUUGAAUUCAAUUAAAAUAGAGAAAAAUAAAUAAGAAUUGUGAAAGUAAAUUUAA
Messenger RNA from Bactrocera tryoni, 2141 nucleotides. RefSeq names its product heat shock protein 60A (gene Hsp60A). Gene Ontology annotation, cellular component: mitochondrial inner membrane; mitochondrial matrix. Bases 26 to 1747 code for a protein of 573 amino acids. Gene Ontology annotation, biological process: protein refolding; mitochondrial unfolded protein response; apoptotic mitochondrial changes. The record is from RefSeq and is a predicted model, not a curated record. The transcript has 3 exons. Lineage: Eukaryota; Metazoa; Arthropoda; Insecta; Diptera; Tephritidae. Gene Ontology annotation, molecular function: ATP binding; ATP-dependent protein folding chaperone; protein-folding chaperone binding.